GACGCCGUGAGGCGACGGCCGGCCCACCCGCCUUCCUUAUGCCCCCCGUCGGCCUUCCUCCCUCCCUGCCUCCGUCCCUACUCCUCCUCAGCCGGCUCCACGCGAGGAGGACAGUGCCGCAACAGGAAUGACGGUGAACACACCGCUGUGUUUUAGAGGGAAGAACAUCCUGGCACCCAUGGUGCGAGUGGGAACCUUACCGAUGCGUCUUCUGGCCCUGGACUAUGGUGCUGACAUCGUGUACUGUGAGGAGCUGAUUGACAUAAAGAUGCUGCAGUGUAAGAGGGUUAUAAAUGAAGUACUUGAAACAGUGGACUUUGUUGCACCAAAUGAAAGAGUGGUUUUCAGAACUUGUGAAAGGGAGAGGCACUGCGUCGUCUUUCAAAUGGGUUCAGCAGAUGCUGAAAGAGCCUUGGCGGUAGCUAAGCUUGUAGAGAGUGAUGUAGCUGGCAUUGAUAUCAACAUGGGCUGCCCAAAAGAAUAUUCUACUAAGGGUGGCAUGGGGGCAGCACUGCUAUCUGAUCCUGACAAAAUUGAGUCUAUACUGACUACUCUUGUUAAAGGAAUUUGUAAGCCAGUAACCUGCAAAAUCCGCAUUUUACCCUCAGUUGAGGACACUGUGAAUCUGGUGAAGAGAAUAGAAAAAACUGGUAUUGCUGCCAUUGCAGUCCAUGGAAGGAAGAAGGAGGAGAGGCCUCAGCACCCUAUCCACUGUGAUGUGAUCAAAGCCAUAUCUGAAGCAGUCUCCAUUCCAGUAAUAGCAAAUGGAGGAUCUCAUGACUUCAUCAAAGAAUACAUGGACAUUGAGACCUUCCGGAAAGCAACAGAUGCCUCGUCUGUAAUGAUAGCUCGUGCUGCGAUGUGGAACCCAUCCAUUUUCAGAAAAGAAGGUCCUUUCCCCUUGAAGGAAGUCAUGCAAGAUUACAUCAAAUAUGCAGUGAGAUAUGAUAAUCACUAUACCAACACGAAAUACUGUUUGUGUCAGAUGUUAAGAGAACAAUUAGAAACUACUCAGGGCAAGAAGCUGCAUGCUGCACAGUCCACGCAGGAAAUCUGCGAAGUCUUUGAAAUGGCUGAUUUCUAUGAAGAAACAACAGCUGUUUUCGAAGCAAAGAAAACAUCCCUAGAAACUAAGAUACAAGAUGAAGAUGACCAGAUAGAAGAUCCAGAUGUGAUAAAAAUGGCUGUUAGAUUUGACAAGAGAGAAUAUCCACCGCAGAUUACUCCAAAAAUGUAUCUUCUGGAAUGGUGUAGGAAAGAAAAGCAUCCUCAGCCUGUUUAUGAAACUGUUCAAAGACCACUGGAUAGACUGUUCUGUUCAGUUGUGACAGUAGCUGACCAAAAAUACAGAUCAACUCUGUGGUAUUACACUUGUCUUUUCAAUAAGAAAUUGGAGCCUAGUAGCUGUGAAUUAUUUGAUUGAAGGCACUUUGAGCUGUUUUGUUCUUUUGAACUUGGAAGUCCUAGUAAGCAUCUACAUGUAUAUUAUUUGCAAUAUGGGCAUUCAAAUAUGGCCUUGUGUGUUCUUGAAAUGUGACCUACUUUGCCUCAGUAUUUAACUGUCGAUGAUACUGUUGGUCUUAAUCAAAAGCACGUUUGUUUUUUUUAAUUUAUUGUAAUCUUCAGAUUAUCAGUACUGGUCUGAAAGCAAAAUUACAGGGAUACCAUGCCAUGAUCUCUGGAGUAUUGUGCAUAAGUAAUUUAAAAAGUAUAAUUUAUUUGGAUGUAGUUCAUCGAUAGUCUUUGUAUUUAAAACUUUGAAUCUUUUUCUCAGAUGAUGACGUCAGCAUUAAACCAUUCUUUUAUAAUGGCAGAACAGUAUCUCACCAGAUGAUGUUCAGACUAUUUAAAUAUUAAAUAUACUUAAUUACUUAAACUACU
Cygnus olor (mute swan) is the source of this 1881-nucleotide messenger RNA. It is a transcript of the gene DUS2, whose product is annotated as dihydrouridine synthase 2. Gene Ontology annotation, molecular function: tRNA binding; tRNA dihydrouridine synthase activity; flavin adenine dinucleotide binding. Gene Ontology annotation, biological process: tRNA dihydrouridine synthesis. Bases 128 to 1423 code for a protein of 431 amino acids. Gene Ontology annotation, cellular component: cytoplasm. The transcript is spliced from 16 exons. Lineage: Eukaryota; Metazoa; Chordata; Aves; Anseriformes; Anatidae. The record is from RefSeq and is a predicted model, not a curated record.